Penicillium pulvis is the source of this 2502-nucleotide messenger RNA. RefSeq lists its product as uncharacterized. Gene Ontology annotation, molecular function: mRNA 3'-UTR binding. The coding region runs from base 1 to 2502 and encodes 833 amino acids. The record is from RefSeq and is a predicted model, not a curated record. Gene Ontology annotation, biological process: post-transcriptional regulation of gene expression. Lineage: Eukaryota; Fungi; Ascomycota; Eurotiomycetes; Eurotiales; Aspergillaceae. The transcript has 7 exons. Gene Ontology annotation, cellular component: cytoplasm.
AUGUCCUCUCUCGUCGUUCCGUCCAAGCUUGCCCGCAUUAACAAAGAUGCAAGACUCAGCAACGCAGUCGCGGAUGCACGGAACCUCACAUUGGGUCGAGAAUUGUCGAGCCUCGGGCAUUCCAACGCUCGUCAUGGCUCAGCGGAUGCUAUCGACGCCACCAGAAACGGAGAUCCCCAAAGCUCUUCGAGCGAAGAUUUCGAGCCUCCAUCUUACAAGAAGCCGAGAUUGGAGCACAUGAAACCCGAAUCUAUCGCUGAGCAUUCUUCAAAACUGGAGAUAAUCGUCGCCAGACAUCCUCCCAAAGUUUUUUUGACGACUCAUGCAGAGGCCGGCCGAUCCUUAGGUCCAUCACAGGCUACGACAUCAAAUGAGACGCAACAUCCUGUGGCUUCCGACGCUGUGGAUCACCAUGGCCCCGAUGACAAGAUGGUGGAACUUGUUCGACUUCAACAGCAGCUCCUUGCUGCAAACUCCAAAAUUGCUCUCCAGGAGCAAGAGCUUGCUCAGACACGGGUUAUCAAGCAUACUCUGGACCAAGCUCUUGGGCCACCAUCCGAGGCAGAUUUCGGUGGUCGUGAGAUCACGGAACAAACAAUCAGUCAUCUUCAAAGUGCUUUCAAUGCUUCAAACCCUGCAUUCGGUCAGAUCCAGGAUGCGUGGAAUUCGCAAGAGGACUCCCAGUCCGAUAUCUCCGACGCCUUGUCUGCUGGGGGCUACAAUCGUGCUCGGGCACCAUGGAAUCCGCAGGGUCAGACCUCAUUCGGAGUCGCAACCAACGAUACUCCUUUCGACAAAGCCUAUGGCGAAGCUUUCCACGGCCCUAAUGUUACUGCCCAGGAGUUGAAUCGAUUUUGGGGUGGACCGGGUGGCUCAACUGCAUAUCCUGCAUUCGGGUCCCACGGGACGAUAAAACCGCAGAGGGUUCUAUCAGGCCCUUCGACCGGUGCAUACGGCUUUUACUCGAGAUCCCCAAGCGACCCAUCUCGAUACGUUCAGGCCCCGAGCCCUGUACACCGUCGGCCUAUAUCUCAGGUAAGCCGGACUGGCUUGUUUCUGCCAGCUCAGAGUUCUGCUUGGGGCGGCCUUGUUCCAGGAUCUCCUACAAACCCUGCUCCCAAAUCUCCCUCACCACCUACUGCAAGACCAUCCAGUACUUUCCAGCCCAUCAAUACCUACACAAUGACGCCUUAUCACACCAGGUCCAUGUCAACCGCUCUUUCUCCAACUGCUACCGAGUUCACAGCCGGAAACACGAACGGAGGAGCCCCGUGGACAGCUUCUUCUCCUGGUGGAAAUUCUACUCAAACCUACCUUUCACCUCUUGAACCUCUCAAUUACCGUCGUCUCCUGGACAAGAACGUUUCAUGUGACUGGAGAUACAUCAUGGACAAAAUCGUUUGCAACAACGAUCAACAAGCCUCUAUUUUCCUACAACAGAAACUCAAAGUCGGUACAACGGAACAGAAAUAUGAGAUAAUCGAAGCGAUUGUCAGUCAAGCCUACCCUUUGAUGGUGAACCGGUUUGGGAAUUUUCUGGUCCAACGAUGCUUUGAGCAUGGAACCCCCGAGCAGAUUGUAGCCAUUGCCAAUGCAAUCAGAGGCAAUACUCUCAGCCUGAGUAUGGACCCGUUUGGCUGCCAUGUGAUUCAAAAGGCGUUUGACUGCGUUCCCGAGGAAGACAAGGCUGUCAUGGUACAUGAACUUCUUCGCCGAAUCCCAGAGACGGUGAUUCAUCGGUAUGCAUGCCAUGUCUGGCAGAAACUUUUUGAACUGCGAUGGACCGGCGAGCCACCGCAAGUAAUGGCCAAAGUGAACGAAGCUCUACGUGGAAUGUGGCAUGAGGUCGCUCUAGGAGAGACGGGGAGCUUGGUAGUUCAGAAUAUUUUCGAAAACUGCGUUGAGGAGGAGAAGCGACCGGCAAUUGAAGAAGUAUUGGGGAAAGUAGAUGUACUCGCACAUGGCCAAUUCGGCAACUGGUGCAUUCAACAUGUCUGUGAGCACGGUGCACCCCAUGACAAGAGUCGCGCGAUUGAGCACGUCCUUCACCAUGCGGUCGAGUAUAGCAUGGAUCAAUUUGCGUCCAAGAUCGUCGAAAAGUGUUUGAAAAUUGGAGGCUCGGAAUUUCUAGAUCGUUUUCUCUCCCGCGUUUGCACAGGUCGUGCCGACCGACCUCGGAUGCCUUUGAUCGACAUUGCAGGUGAUCAAUAUGGAAACUACUUGAUCCAAUGGAUUCUCAUGAAUGCUGCACCUCAUCAGCGUGAGCUCGUUGCUAGCCACAUCCGCAAGCAUAUGGUUUCCCUUCGUGGUUCGAAGUUUGGUUCCCGUGUUGCCAUGCUCUGUUGCAACCCAUCCCAUGCCACGCGUCCUGGACCUGGCACCGGCAUCCAAAUCGGACGAUUCAAUCAAUUCAAUGAAGACAGGUUUCCCUCAACCGGUCAAAGUGGCAAUCGGUUCAAUCGGGGAAACCAAUGGAAUGCCAACUAUGCGGCUUUCCGUUAG